GUUAACUUUGCUACACCUCCAUUCAAAGAUCAUGCUGGAUGAACAGUACAGUGUAUUCAAACCACCAGAACAUGGACAUAGAAAGGUGAUCCUAUCAACUAACAUUGCUGAAAGCUCAAUUACAGUACCAGAUAUAAAAUAUGUGAUUGACUUCUGUCUGACCAAGUACAACAUGUGUGACCCUGACACUAAUUAUACCCGCCUUGUCCUCGAUUGGACAUCUAAGGCAAGCUCUACACAGAGGAAAGGUCGUGCUGGUCGUGUUUCUGAUGGACGUGUCUAUAGAAUGGUCACCAGGGAGUUCUGGAAUGAAGGAAUACCUGACUAUGGCAAACCAGAAAUGGAGAGGUGUCCCCUAGAGGCCCUGAUCCUUAAGGUUAAAGUGCUUGACUUAGGCUCCCCUGCAUACAUACUAGGCCUGGCACUCAGUCCACCUAGGCUUGAUGAUAUUGAGAAAACAAUACUCCUACUGAGAGAGGUAGGCGCUCUGGCCCCACCAGAGGAAGGCAAGGAUGUUGAUUGUACAGAUGGCGAACUGACUUUUAUUGGACGUGUUCUACAGGCCCUACCUUUGGACAUCAGGCUAGGAAAGCUCAUAGUAUUGGGCCAUGUGUUUGGACUGCUUGAAGAGUGCCUUAUCAUAGCUGCCUGUAUGUCUAUCAAGAGCAUUUUCCGCAAACCCUUCAGGCAACCAUUGGACGCUUUCAGGAGCAAACUUGAGUGGUCUCAGACACAUAUGAGUGAUCCCAUAGCAGCCUUCAAUGCAUUCAGGCUUUGGUCUGACUACAAACGCGAUGGCUGUUUCCCCAACAAUCAAAAUCAGAGGACCUGGGCCAACAAUACCUUCAUACAGAUCAGACAUCUCAGAGAGGCUGAGGAGUUGAAGAAUGAACUUGAGAACAGACUGAAGAAGUUCAACAUUUGUCUUCCUCACUUUGGUCCCAACAGGAGAGAGCAACCACUUAGGAAUGAACAGAUGCACAGGUUACUAAAGAUGGUACUUUGUGGGGCAUUCUACCCAAACUAUUUCACUCGAGGUGAGAUGGAUGAAGGCGAAACUGCCAGGACACUUAGCAACCAUGACCCAUUCAGAACUGUCUUGGUAAAAGGACUUCCAGCCAAUCAGGGAGGUCUAUACAAGUCUCAGGUAGAACAACACUUCAAGCCAUUAGUACGUGAUGGCACCAGGAUGAACAUCUUCUUUGAGGAGACGAAGGCUUUUAUAGAGUUUGAGCGUCCCAGGAAGACUGCCCAAGUUGGACAGCAGUUGAAGAAUCUUAUACAAGUGGUACUUGCUGUUAAGAUGAGAGAAUUGAGAAUUCCCAUGCAGAUUCAGCUGAUGGAUGUUGAAGAUGCCAGAGAGAAGAUGUCUCAGCUCAGUGUACUUCAGGACUCUUCUAGGAUCAAAGCAAGGCUCAGGACUAACAGGAUCAAGGCUGUCAGUGAUAAGAAGAGGAUGUCACUAGAAGGAGAAGAUGGAGAGAGUUUGCCAAGACAGGAACAGCUUCCAAGUGGCAAGAUCACCACCAUUGAGAUUUAUAUCACAGAGGUGUUGGAGUGUGGACAUUUCUGGGGCCACUAUGCUGACCCAGAGACAUUUGCCAAACUACGGGAUCUGCUAAAAGAUAUCAACAUGUACAAUGGAGCAAAUCUCAAGGUGUUAACUGGUCCAGGGCUGGAGUAUGGAGGCUACUGCCUGGCACCCUAUGAUGGGGACUACUACAGGGCUAGGAUAGAAAGGAUUGAUAUGUCAACCAACACUGUAGAGGUAUUUUUCCUUGACUAUGGUAACACAGCCACAGUGGAGAUACCCCAGCUAUGUGUCAUGGAACCCCAACACUUAAGGCUACCAUUCCAGUCCUUAGAGUUCUACCUGAGUCACAUCAGAGCAUCCACAAUGAAGUGUCCCGAUGGACGGUGGACUAGGGAGGCCAAUGAGUUCUUUAUGUCUCAUGUUGCAGACCAGAAGAUAUAUGCAAGGAUCUACUCCAUAGUGAAGGGUGUUUUGAGAGUUGAGUUGAUCAAGAAGAUGGCAGAUGGUAGGACAGAAGUGAACAUCAAUGAGCUGCUAAAGACACAGAGAUACGCUGACAAUGCUGAUGAACCAUAUGCAUCCGAGCAAAGUAACAAGAAGCGAGACAUGGAGGCCAUGGCAGAAGAGGAGGUCCUGGAGGAUGAAGAAGACUGGCUAGAACUCUCCAUGGACGGACUACAGAAGGGGGGCAGGUCACGUCGUGGUGAGAGGGUCAGAUUGACAGGUCCCUGGGCUGGAUAUGAGAUGCAAUUUUAUAGCAUGACGCAGAUAGGCAGGUUGAGAGCUGCCAGGAUAGAACGAGAUAGUGUGAACUCUGUGGCUUUAGAUGAGGAGCCCCAGGACAAGCACCCAAGGAUGAUGGUGGCAGGGAUGGUGGGAUUGAACCCUUCUGGAAGCACAAUGCAGGCCAGGGAUACCACGAUCAUGCCUAAUAUACAUGGCCUCACUGCUUUAGCUGCACUUCUCUUUACACCCAUGGCAGAACUUAGGACUGAUCCUAAGAUGAGACGUUACACAGGAGCUCUAUGUGGCCUGGGUUAUGACUUCACCCAUAAUGGUCCUGCUCUACCAGACCAUGACAUGGAAGUUGUCUUUGAUGUUGUUAUAGACAGACAGGAUAUAGCAAUGAUCAAUGGUGUUCGUAUGGCCAUCAACAUGGGUCUCCGCAGUGACCCUGCCACAGGGAAGCAGGUGAUGUGGGACAGGGGAGCUAUUGGCAAACUGCAAUACAAUGCCAGGAAGAAACUGGAAGAACUACUUGAUAGACCUCGUAUUGAUAAGGAAUGGGAGCAUUUUGCCAGACCUUGCCAGUGGAACCAGGUUAAUCCUGACAACUACCUGCCUCAUGGCCUAGAGGGCACUGAAGCUGACUGUGCUUACUUACUGGCCCUACAUAGGGCAGUGGCACUCAACGAGGAACCCCCUCCUGUCAGGCCCCAGAUAGAGCCGUAUCCAAAUAGACCAACUUCCAUGUUUGGACCUCAUGGGAUGGGUCAACAUAGAAUGAGUCAACAAACAAUGGGUCAACAUGGUCAACACACAAUGGGUUUUCAGGGUAUUGGUCACCAAAGGCCAGAUCACCACACACCAGGCAUUCUAUCAGCGGGUGUUCCAGAUCACCUCAAGUCAGCAAGGGUGUAUGGUUAUGGGCAGCUAGGAGGUGGACAUCCCCCAGAGGAAUAUCCCAGAUCUCACCCCCCAAUGAAGCCUGUACCCAGGGGUCCCCAGCCAAAGUACUUAGAUCUGACAGAGCACCUAAGCUGGUUGCACCAGAAAUCAAUUGGGCCAAGGGUUGUGGAGUCGAUAAUGUGUGAUUUCUGUGCCCAUCGUCUUGGUAGCACACUAGAACUUCUGGUGCAUAUGAAGACACCCAAACACAAGAAGAAUGUAGAGAUAAUGCUCCAGCAUUAGAGUGCAAUACAGUAUUCAGAAACUAUAGAGACAAACAGCAUUCAACGGUCGAGGAGAAAGGAGAUAAGCACUUAAAUCCUGGAGAAACAAAUGGCAGGAUACAGGCACAGCGGUCAUAGUUGAACUACAGUAAUUGCCACACAAAAUGCAUGCUGAAAUAGCUGGCCCAGAGUGUAACUAACUUGCUCUGGGCCUCCAGUCUGGUGCUUAUGUUAUACCCUUACAUGGGGAAAACCGAUAUGCAAAAUGUAGAAGACAUGUACAUUGUCUAAGACAUUAAAACGUGGAAUUCCAACAUGUCAGAAGAAGAAAGUAGUGUGUAUGUGUACACAGAUAUGACUGUAUGAACAGAUCAGGGAUUAUGACAGUUAUAUACACGAUGCAGCAUGGCUGUAAUUUUGUUGAUAUAUCAUGAUGUCUCAAAGCCAAAGAGAAAUCAUGAACUUUUUGUUCUUUGGAACUUGGCUUUGUUUGCAAUCUUAAGAUUCUUUCUUAUAGCAUUUCCAAUGCAUUAGUAAAGACCCAUCUGAGUUCUAAUACAUGUUGUUGGUUGAAAUUAUACAUGUGUAUUGUUGUGAUUUCUAGUCUUUAUUUUCUCAGGAAUUAAUCGAACAAUUCAGUUGCGUUUAAAGCAAUAUGUGUCUAAGCCAAGUUGAUAUAUCCUUUUAUUUAUAAAACAUUUUGAAUUUUUCAGAAUAAUUUUGUUACCAUGACAACCACGAUGUUGUAAACAGUUGUUACUGUGCUGUAUGGAUGUUUUAAGAUGAACUCCUGGGUAUGUCCAUUUUGGACAGUUUAGUUUAAAGAACAAGUGCCACGAUUCUUUGAUUUCUUGCUUACAUUGUAAUAUGAUAAUACUAAGGAUCAUUGCCCUUUGAAAAUACCCAGCGUGUGAUCACUGUGAUGUGGUUAGUCGAAUUUAGUUUCAUAAUCAUAAAAGCUAGAUCAGUUAAAACAGGAUAUAGUUUCUAUUUUAAAGAGUCAUAGAAUAUUAAUAAGGCGCAAAUUGUAGCUUACUUA
Owenia fusiformis is the source of this 4465-nucleotide messenger RNA. Lineage: Eukaryota; Metazoa; Annelida; Polychaeta; Sabellida; Oweniidae. The record is from the annotation of a GenBank genome assembly.